Messenger RNA from Cephus cinctus (wheat stem sawfly), 3522 nucleotides. RefSeq names its product anaphase-promoting complex subunit 11-like (gene lmgA). Gene Ontology annotation, cellular component: nucleus; anaphase-promoting complex. Lineage: Eukaryota; Metazoa; Arthropoda; Insecta; Hymenoptera; Cephidae. Gene Ontology annotation, molecular function: zinc ion binding; cullin family protein binding; ubiquitin protein ligase activity. The transcript has 4 exons. The coding region runs from base 1331 to 2824 and encodes 497 amino acids. Gene Ontology annotation, biological process: protein ubiquitination; positive regulation of mitotic metaphase/anaphase transition; anaphase-promoting complex-dependent catabolic process. The record is from RefSeq and is a predicted model, not a curated record.
AGGAGCUCGGUUCCUUGGAAAUAGAGAAAGAGACUCAUCCUAGCAGCGUCCUUUGGUUCUCGUGCGCUUCAGCAUUCACGGUGCGAUUAGGAGACGUAAUUACGACGGAAGUGCGCCUCGUGAAAUAAUUGCCAGCCGUUGCGAAAUUCUCUGUAUACUGCGACUAAUUGGCAAAUCCGAAAGGCAAUAGCGCAGCCGCCAGAGUUCCUGAUGAUCGUUAUUGCCAUUAUAUUAUGCAACGUGCUGGCUCCCUGCCGUUGUAACUAUUGCAGUUCAAUCAACACUAUUGUCUAUGAAACCUACUCUAGUCUAUGUCAGUUCAAUGUAUAUCUUCUCGAUUCGUUAUUUUAUGGCCUAUAGACAGCCAGCAAGCAAUUGCGUUUGUAAGGAUCGUUUCCUUGGAGGGAGCCAGCCGAUUACAGGCUCCCCUAAAGUGCUCAUUCGUCCCUGUCGUCGUGCCUGUCAGUGUAAAGCAGCGCGCGAUGUGAUACUGGUAGUGUUGGCUGUGGUUGUGGGAUAGUAAUGGCGUAAGAGCAUAGGAGCAGGGAUAGCCAACAGUGCCCUCCUCCCGUCCCUUCCUCCUCUCUCCCUCGUCUUCCUUUCCCUCGAAACUCGUACUCUCUCACGCGAUACUACAAGCCGAUAGAACGUCGCAUACCCUGAAGCCAGCUCACUAUCUCCUCCACUGCCUGCCAUUGCCUCUCGGAAUCAGAAACACACUGUCGAGUGACUACCUACCUGAUGCUCGAGAACAUAGCCGCUAGUGGUAGUCACGUGGUCCCUCGAAUGCGAAGGAUGUUUGCGGGAUCCCAGAGAGUCAGUUCGAAGCGGUCUGUACGUCAGUGAGGAGAGUUCGUUAGAUUUCGCUCUUGGCGUAUCACGAAAAAUACGAUUCGCUUCCACCGGAAGAUCAAUCGAUUCUUAUUUGUAUCAGUAAAGUGACCAGAACGUUUAGAGAAAUUCGUGAUGACUGUCGAUCGAUUUCGAAAUACUCCUCGGGAUAAAAAUAGUUAUAUCGUGACCGAUGAAAAGAUUCAGUGCUCAUCGAGUGAUUUGUACGCGAGUGUCGUAUCCUCUAUCUGAAUUUUUGAAUAAAUUAGACAGAGAAGAAGAGCCAACAUGUAGCCAAGAAACAAUAAGAUGGCAAACCGAUUCGCAAGAUUAUAAAUUCGUGAGGAUAGGCCUGGGUGCGCAGUGCUGAGUUUCUGCUCCCCCCCCCNCUCUCUCUCUCUCUCUCUCUCUCUCUCUCUCUCUCUCUCUCUCUGUGUAUCUUCCCUUCUCCCAAAUACUCAUCGUGUUCCUGGGAUCGCCGAUUCCAACCGUGAGCGUAAUGCAGCUAGCUGCAACUCACAAUCAGAGGACGCAUCCUCCUCCCGUGCCACCGAGACCAAGUCGACAGGUGGUCGCGGAAGCACUCAAGAGAUCCCCCAGGCCGCCUUGUCCCACGAGGCAGGCGCCACCACCUCCCAACGCGAAGCCGUGGCGAUCUUCGAGUCGGGUGGAUCAGGACGGUCCUGCUGGACGGACCCUCGUCUAUGAAUCUUCUCGUGAACAACCUGAGAAGGACUCAUCUGUGGAAGAACGUACGUCUGCGGGCACAGGAGUGACUUCCGACGAGGUGACCUCCAGGUUGCGAGUUACCUCGAAUAAUGCCAAGUCUCCGAAUGAUAGGUCUACCCGUACAGCCAGUGAGAAUAUUGGGGACUCGGAGAACCGGCGACAGAGGGCUGUCCUCAUAACGGGUCAGAGGUCAAGAGCAAACUCCAGUGUCGAAAAUGAGCGGGUACCUCAGUCUAGAGUCAUCAACAGCACAAUCAGAAACAUUUCCCAGUUUCCAGAUGAUAUUCAUCCCACGGAAUCCGAGAAGGCAACUCACGACGAGGACCAAGUCGAGUCCUCGAGCCCGGCUGGCGCGUUCGGUGAUCGACGAUUUCCCUCAGCACUAAAUUCCGCAAAAGUGACGAAGGAGGACACAGGAAAAAAGUCAGGAGCGUGCGAGGAACCUACAAGAAAGUUCGGUCCAACGAGUGGCAAAAGCGAUCCCGCUGAUCGGGAAUCCGCUGAGGCGUCGAACGAGCAAGAAAAGACUGAGACGAGUGCUGGGACUAUUUCCAGCGAUGAGUGCGCGACAGUGGUCGUCGUUGACGAACCAGAGCGUAAAGUUGCCUUCGAGGACAGCGACAACAUCCACCAUCAGGAUUGGCUGGAAGCCGGAGUCCGUUACUCCUCUACGCAAAUUACAAUACCUGCUGAUGACUUUUCCGAGCGGUUCAACGGUUGCAGCAGUUUCGAUGAGAUUGACUUUUCUAGUAUAAAGGAGAGGAUCGCAAUGUCCUCGUUACAAGGUUUGCCGCCCCUGCCGAGGAGCCUCAGCGGAUUCAACCUGAACAUUGUUCGCGACGGGGGUGAACCGCCACCACCCCCAGCGAGAUCGUCCAGCAAGUCCCAGAGAGUUACGAAGCAGGUCCAACCCGGCUCCAGGCCUUUGCCACCUACAAGACAGCUCACUACCCUGGACACCCAACUCGCCAUUCUUCGGAGGGAAAUGUUUGGUUUGCGUCAACUGGAUCUGUCGCUGCUGUCUCAACUUUGGUCGCUGAACGAGUCUAUUCAGGAAUUUCGACAGCUUCUCCAAGAACAGGAAGACAGGGCCCCAUCACCUUCGCCGAGCAGCGAGGAAGGCGACGAUACUUCUUAUAGCAGUCAUCCGCCACCUCCUCCGAGAAGAGCCAUACCUGUGGUGCAUCAUCAUAGACCUCCAAGACCUCCAAGACCGCCUCCCAGCGACGAUUCACCGUCCAGCGAGGAAUACGGCGCCGUUUAGAAUCUUUAGCCAGAAAAUCUGGACUUGAUAUGCGCAUUUGCCAAUUUAUCUCCCUAGAACGUCCACCCAUUUCUCGUGUAAAUUAAUCUAUGACUUUCUCCAUCCAUUAUCAAUCGACGAUUUUCAAAUUAAUUUGCAUCUCUCGCUUUAGAAAUUGCGAAAGUCACUCCAAGAUUAUGAGGAAGUCGUUACGCAGAGUGUCAGCUCCUUUUUCGGACGUCGCUGUUAGUUUCCGUUCUCUUCUAUGGAUGGAAUUCAGGAAAAUGCGACUUUCACCGAUCGGAUCAGAUUGGAAUUUUUUCCAUAUUAGUAAACUUAUGUUCGGAGCGUGAUCGACCUAAGUUUUGCCAAAAAAAAUUAUCGGGUACAAGAUUAUCUCCAAAAAGCAAAAAUGAUCUCAAUUUUGGAGAAAGAAAUAUGUGAUGACUCCUUCCUGUGCAGAAGAAAUUCGUUUUUCGCCCGAUAAUCAUGAAGAUGAGGAUGGAAGGCUCUCAAAAAGGAGGCGAUCGAAAGCCUUCGCAAUACUCUCCGCGUGUUAUUCUAAAUGCAAAGGAGUGUUUCUAUGAUAGAACUGCGAGGACCGUCUAUUUUUAAGGUGCUCGAUAUAAUGUCCGUGUCAAUUUUAUACGUAGGUUUGCACCGAUGUGCUUAUGCGAAGUAAUAUUAUGAAUAAUAAACAAAAGAUAAUUUAAAUAGAA